AUGCUGGAGUCAGUAACUCAGAGCACAUUUCUGCCAAACACAAUGGUUUGUGAUCCCCUCAUGUCUUCGACAGGACUCUUUGGGACAACUGAAGAUGUCUACACUGCCUGUGAUCAUCAAAGAGAUCCUAAUUCUUUCUGGACAUCUAUCCACCCAGAAUACUGGAGUGAGCACAACGUCUGUGAAUGGUUGCAGUUUUGCUGUAACCAGUACAAACUAGAUGCCAACUGCAUUUCCUUUCCCCACUUUAAUAUGAACGGCUUGCAGUUAUGCAACAUGACCCAGGAAGAGUUCCUAGAAGCUGCAGGCAUUUGUGGUGAAUUCCUGUAUUUCAUCUUACAGAAUAUCAGGAUGCAUGGCAUUUCCUUUUUUACUGAUGCAGAAGUAACAAAGCCAUCAAACAAGGACUGUAACUUAUUUGUACAUGAUAACCUCCAUAAGCUCCAGGAAACACUAAAAUAUCUACUAAAUAUCUAUCUUCCUCCUGUUCAAGACCUACAGAAUUCUCAUUUGUGGGAAUUUGUAAGAGAUCUGCUCCUUUCUCCUGAAGAAAAUGGUGGCAUCCUGAAAUGGGAAGACAGGGGACAAGGCAUUUUUCAUGUUGUUAAAUCAGAAGCUCUGGCAAAGAUGUGGGGGCAAAGGAAGAAAAAUGACAGAAUGACGUAUGAAAAAUUGAGCAGAGCUCUCCGUUACUAUUAUAAAACGGGCAUUUUGGAACGAGUGGACAGAAGGCUGGUGUACAAGUUUGGAAAGCAUGCCCAUGGCUGGCAGGAGAACAAGAUGUGAAUUGCCUCAUGUUUCCUUCUCAGUACAGAAUGUGCCACAUCCUGAAUUAUAAAGCUGCAAUGGAUACUUGAGGGAGAGUUUUUCUGCUCCCUCUCUCCCCUCUGUCAGUCUGGUUGAACUCAUUGCAGAUUGCUUCAAAAGACAGACUAGAGCAACAAAAACAGCACUUGAGUUUUGGAGUUGUCCUCCCCUUCAUGAUUUCUGCCAAGCACUAUCUCUUGUACCCCUUUACUGCUCCUCAAGAGAUAAGGAUUAAUGUUGAUGUUUAAACAGUCCCUGCCUCUCUCUGUCUUAGCCAGUAUGUCCACUGGGAAGUAUUAAAUUCUGCCCAGUUUCACUGCCAUUUAAAAGAAAUUGUUUAGGUACAUCUUCCAGUUAGGUUCCUAUACUUUGGAGUAACACAGAAAAUUUUCCUUCAUUUCAUAAGAAAAACACCUUUCUUAUCCAAUAUACCCUAAACCAUUGCAUUUCUCAGAUAUGCUAGAAUUCAAUAUGUUGUUCAAAAUGAGCAAUUCAGUCCUCUAUAUUUAUCUGGAUUUAACUGGUUCAGUCAACUAAGUUAACAAAGAAAAAAGACUAUUCUGAAUUAUUUAUCAAGCAGCUAUCUUCCUUGCCUAUUGAUGUCAUCUAUGCAAUUAUAUUAACCUAUAUAUACUUGGUAUAUUUAGUUUUUUGAGCCAAAAAAGAGUUCACUGCAAUUAUUUAUCACUGUUCUUUGUGCUGCAUUGGUGAGUUACCAUUGUUCACAUGAUAUCAAUUCUGUUAUAUAGCAGAAUUAAUAUAAUUUUUAUUAUAAAGAAUUUUGAUGGAAAUAUU
Molecule: messenger RNA, 1602 nt
Organism: Pseudopipra pipra
Lineage: Eukaryota; Metazoa; Chordata; Aves; Passeriformes; Pipridae
Gene: ELF5
Product: E74 like ETS transcription factor 5
Exons: 5
Coding region: 1-786 (261 amino acids)
Biological process (GO): regulation of transcription by RNA polymerase II; cell differentiation
Cellular component (GO): nucleus
Molecular function (GO): DNA-binding transcription factor activity, RNA polymerase II-specific; sequence-specific DNA binding
Source: RefSeq, a predicted model, not a curated record